Zea mays is the source of this 1493-nucleotide messenger RNA. RefSeq lists its product as uncharacterized. The record is from RefSeq and is marked validated. NCBI's taxonomy places the organism in Eukaryota, Viridiplantae, Streptophyta, Magnoliopsida, Poales, Poaceae. The transcript has 2 exons. Gene Ontology annotation, molecular function: methyltransferase activity. Bases 6 to 1172 code for a protein of 388 amino acids.
UGGAGAUGAAGGACGACGCGGUAGUCCUCGCAGCAAGGCCGAGGCCUGAUGCAGCAGCAGCGGUCGUCGUCGUCACCUUGCGCCGCAUGAACAGCAGCGGCGACGGCAGGAUGAGCUACGCCGACAACUCCGGCUUCCAGCGGGCCAUCGCUUCCGUCACAAAGAAUGCCAGGCAGGAACUGGCGGCGGCGCUCUACCGCGCCCGCGGCCGACCGAGCUCCAUGGUCAUCGCCGAUCUGGGCUGCGCCACGGGGCCCAACGCGCUGCUCAUGGUGUUGGACGCUGUCGAGGCCGUGCUGGCGGUGGCGGAGGAGAGCCACCCCUCGCCGCCGCCCCAGCUGCACGUCUUCCUGAACGACCUCCCCGCCAACGAUUUCAACGCCGUCUUCCGACUGCUGCCAUCGUCGCCGCUCGCCGCUACCGGCUGCUGCUUCGUGUCGGCGUGGCCGGGCUCCUUCUACGAGCGCGUCUUCCCGGAGGCCAGCCUGGACUACGUCGUAUCCUCAAGCAGCCUGCACUUCCUGUCCAUGGCGCCGACGAUGAGGACGGAGCAUCCCAACCGGGGCCGCGUCUACGUCUCGGAGUCCGGCCCCGCGGCGGUGCUUGACGCCUACCGCUCCCAGUUCCACGCCGACUUCCUCGCCUUCCUCUCCUGCCGCGCCGACGAGAUGAGGCCCCGCGGCUUGCUCAUCCUCACCUUCGUCGCCAGGAGAACCGCCCGCCCCACCGCGCACGACUGCUACCUCUGGGACUUCCUCGCCGACGCCCUCAUGGACAUGGCCGCCGAUGGCCUCGUCGACGAGGAGCAGGUCCACGCCUUCAACGUGCCCUUCUACGGCCCCUGCCUCGACGACCUAGCCAAGGUCAUCGCCAGGGAAGGCUCCUUCACCGUCAGAACCAUGCAGCUCUUCGACAUCUCGCGCCGCUGCCUCCUCCUCCAGUCGGCGUCGGACGAUGACGACGACUUGCCGCAGUGGCUAGCCAUGGAGACGACAAGCACCGUUAGGGCGGUCGUGGAGCCCAUGCUGCGAGCGCACUUCGGCUUGGAAGCCAUGGACGGACUCUUCUGCAGGUACAGCCUCCGGCUAGAGGAGUACUACCGCAGCAACACCAGCAGAAACAAGGACGACCUCACCAACGUCUUCCUCGUCUUGGAGAAGAAACUGCACUAGCGCUAGUGCGCUACUCUAGCUAGCUAUGCCAUGGAGAUACAUCUACUGCUAGUGCUAGAUGCGUGCAUGACUCUUCGGAUAAACGUACGGAAUGGGACAUCCCUGGUCCCUUCCCAGUCCCCAGCUCCAGACCUCCAGUCUCCGUCGACAAUCCUCAUCAUGCAUCUGUUUUUUUUCUAGAAAGGAAAAAAUAUUAUGUCUACCUGUUUUCCGUCUACUAGUACUAGCUUGGAUCAAUUAUUCAAUUUCUUAAUUAGUACUUUGUCCUCCUAUUCGUCGGUCUGAUCUAUAAGGGGAUUGAAGGCGAAUAAAUACUCUCCU